AUGGCAAUGAUUGCUGUCCCCGCCCCUCCUCCCAGCUCGACCUUUCAAAGGGACCGCUGGGAGACUCGCUCCGCCGACUAUUCACUACCACGAGCUGACACAAGAUCUGUCGCGCUCCCCUCUAUCCGACAGGCAAUUCCGGAACUUCAACUGGCAACAAACACAGAGCGCCAAGGACGUCCACAUGCGUAUCCUGUCCCUUCAAGCUGGGCGAACUCGGGCCCUACCAGCUCCCCAGACUAUAUUCACUCGCCCAGCAGCAAGAGAAGACGCAUCUCUCACGAGUUGGAGAGUGAAUCUCUUCGCUCCCUCCACGUUCCCCGCCUCUAUCACAGCCCUGAGCGCCGCCCUGGUUCGAGCCACGCCUCCCCCAUCUCGCAACUCCCUCCCGCUUCCGACGACACCUGGAGAAGCCAGGCUCCUGCUCACUACCGGCCAUCCUUGUCUGCUUCCCCCGAAUUUGCUCAUCGAGAGCAUCGGCCUUCCAUCCACACCUUGCCGCCACCGCCGGGUUUGGAUCGCAUCCGUGGCAUCCACCACUACGCCGAAGACCAUGCCACGCGCCAAAGAUUGGACGCUCACGCUGCUGGCCAUUCAAGAAGCCCGGUAUUUGGCUCUCGCCAUGGUGACCGCAGCAGCAGAUACCAUGCCAUGCCCAUGCACCCGGCACGUGUGGAAGAGCGAUCCCCAUUCGCUCCCUCGCGCUACAGCAUGCAUGACAGCGGGCGUUACAAUGAUAUGGGUAUGAUGGGCAUGGGUGGAGAUACGAAGCAGCGCAAGCGUCGUGGAAACCUACCAAAGGAGACCACGGAUAAGCUGCGCUCUUGGUUCGUUGCUCACCUACAGCAUCCGUACCCUACUGAGGACGAGAAGCAGGAGUUGAUGCGUCAAACCGGCCUACAAAUGAACCAAAUCUCAAACUGGUUUAUCAAUGCCCGCCGACGACAACUUCCUGCCAUGAUCAACAACGCGCGCGCCGAAACCGAUGCUAUGCACAGCCGCGCUGGCGUCGAUGUUGUGUCGAUUAGCAGCAGUACGGAUGCGGAGGCUGGCGGCCUUGACCGCGAGAGCACAUACGAUGCUAGCCCUCGGAUGCGUGUCGUUGGCAGUCUCAAGCGAGACUAG
Molecule: messenger RNA, 1125 nt
Organism: Cordyceps fumosorosea ARSEF 2679
Lineage: Eukaryota; Fungi; Ascomycota; Sordariomycetes; Hypocreales; Cordycipitaceae
Product: Homeodomain-related protein
Exons: 3
Coding region: 1-1125 (374 amino acids)
Biological process (GO): regulation of DNA-templated transcription
Molecular function (GO): DNA binding
Source: RefSeq, a predicted model, not a curated record